AUGUCUUUGUCUGCAAGCGCUGUUAGCAGUAUCGCUGGAAUCACUGAUGUGAUAACCUCACUAGUCACAGUCAGCAGCAGUAAUUCUCAAUCCCCGCGAGCCUCGAGUACAGCGUCAUCAUCGGUCGCAGAUUCGAUAGCAGAAUCAUCUGAGCUUGUCGCAUCCUCGUCGCCAACACCUACGCUUCUAGCAUCGUCAGUUGUCGCAUCUUCUGAGAACCCCUCUUCUACUCCUAGUCCCGCUGCUGCAUCUUCUGCGCCGGCCGCUGCAUCAUCUCCGGACAACUCUGCAGCAAUCACAGUCGUAGUAACCUCGGUUGCAACAUUAACGGACCUGCCAUUGACGACAAUCUUCACGCCGCCAACAUCAUGUUCGACUCGACCUUUUACGCUCGGGGCCACAAAUAGCAGCACCAUUGGAACUUGGGACGCACAAUACAACUCCACAUAUGCGUGCUAUCCCCCAUCCUGGAAUACUGCGAAAGUGAAUUAUUAUCUACCCGGUGUAUGUCCAGAAGGCUACAACUACGUCGGCAUAUUCUCCUACCAAACAACCACUUCCGCAAACUGCUGUCCUUCUGGAAUGAGUUUGGUGGACAACAACUGCCAGACAGUAAUCUCAACACCGACUUAUGCUUUAAUGCCCGACCUCACAAAUACGUUUGCGAUCUCGGAUGGAUUCACUGGUCUUGCGACACCGAUAAAUGUGGCAUGGCGAUCUGCAGAUUUACAGUCUUUUACUCCAGCGGCCGCGCCUGUUUUGGCUGUUGCUAGUGCUUGGAACCUUCCCACCUCGACAAGAACUGCAGACACGGAAACCAGUUCUGCAGUCCCAUCUUCCCGUGGACUUUCCACGGACGCAAAAGCGGGAAUUGGUAAGAAAACAACGGGCGAUCAAGAUUUUACCGGACGAGCCGGAGAUGUCGGGGAAAGCAGAACUCAGAAGCACAAUUUCUUCAUCAAUGGCAUCUUCUCCCACAACAGCAGUGUCUUCACCUUCAACCGCGCAAGCACAUGA
Messenger RNA from Aureobasidium pullulans EXF-150, 1017 nucleotides. RefSeq lists its product as uncharacterized. The record is from RefSeq and is a predicted model, not a curated record. NCBI's taxonomy places the organism in Eukaryota, Fungi, Ascomycota, Dothideomycetes, Dothideales, Saccotheciaceae. Bases 1 to 1017 code for a protein of 338 amino acids. The transcript is spliced from 2 exons.